GCAAGGCAGACACAGUGUUGCAUAGUUACAAUAAUCUUCCCAUGGCCCUGUUUAAAUGAAUUACAGUGACAGAUGUUCCAUUCUACAGAUCUCCCAGGAGGCCUGGCUGGCAGUCCGUCAGCCCCUGAAAUCCUAUUACCUAGUUUGAAGAAAUAAAAAAGUUAAUCAUCUCCUCUUGCUUCCCAACUCCCUCUCAUCACCUGCUUCACGGAGGCAUCGCUAACUUCUCUCUCGGUUGCCAAAGAAGCCCAUGCUGAAGUUAUAUGCCGCUGCACAGUGUAUAUAAAUCAAAGAUUUAAUUUCAAACUGUGGGGGAGAUACAGUACUCAGAACGAAGUGCUAGAGCUGCCUUGCAAGGACAGGGCGAUGGAAAAGGCAAAGGAGAGCACCCACAGGCCGGCUUCAUUGAAGUCUUCCAUUUGAUUUUCACAGCAAGCAGCUUCUUGUACAGAUUUCUUUGAUCAAGGCAGCACUGGGGAAGGAAAGAGGAAGGAGCAGUCUUUCCACAGGUCUGCAAGAGAAGCGGCUUUGAAUCCCAGGUCUGCAUUCCUGCUCUCUCCUGGACCAAGGACCUCUGAAAUAAAUUAGAGAGGCUGGCUGCUAGCAAUGCCCCUCCAGUCAGACAUCCUCCGUGAGGUGUGGACAUCAGAUGGUGCAAGUGAGGAACCUGGGAGCCCUCAGCAGCAGAAACUUAAUAAGCAGCCUCACCUGCUGGAGCAGAAGCCAAAGAAGAAACGGCAGGAGGCUACUUCACUGGAGGCCAAGCCAAAAAAGACCAGAGUGAAAAAGCAGGAGGAAUCAAGCCCUGCGGAAGAGCCAAGUGCCCCCCGACCAGCUGCUGUCAAAAAAGCGAGAAAGAAAAAGGAAGAGAAGCCAGAAGAAGAAGGUGAGAAGGACCCACCUGCCAAAUGCACCAAAGAGCCCAGGAAGAAGAAGGAAGCUGCCUCUUCUCAUCUCAUUGUGACCAAGGCAUCAAAAAAGAAACAAGAGGACUCUGAUGAAGAAGAAGAAGAUGAUGAUGAUGAAGAGGCGGAAGAUGAUGUAGAAAGCGAAGAUCCUCCAAAGAAACCCAAAAGGAAGAUCCACAAAGAUGCUCCAUCUGCUGGCAUUAAGGAAAGGAAGCCCAAAAGUAAAGGAGACAAAGCUGAAGCUGAUAUCAAGACAAGAACUGUCAAGACGCUGAAGAAGGAACCAGUGUCUGUGUUCCAAGUCAAUGGGGACAAGAAGGAGAAAAAAGUUAAAAAGAAAGAUCUGAAAGAUAGUGAGACAGAAGGUGAUUCUGAUUCUAGCACCAAGCCAACAAAAACUGAAAAAAAGAAGAGCACAGCUUCCAUGUUUCAGGCUGGAGCAGAAGGCUCCAAGGAGAAGAAAACUAAAAAGAAAGCUCCUCUCAAAGCCACUGAAAAUGAAAGUGAGGAUGAGCCCACAGAAGCAGCAGCUCAAAAGAACACCAACAAGAAAGGAAAAACAAAGAAAUCCAAGAAGAAGGAUGAGAGACCGCCUUCCCCAGUCAUUGAAGUGGACAAUCUGGAGGAAUUUGUGCUACAGCCAGCUCCGCAAGGAGUGACCAUUAAGUGUCGGGUCACUCGAGACAAGAAGGGGAUGGACCGGGGCCUCUAUCCUACAUACUACCUUCAUUUGGAUAAUGACAAAAAGGUCUUCCUACUAGCCGGUCGCAAGCGCAAAAAGAGCAAGACCUCUAACUACCUGAUUUCCAUUGAUCCCACUGACUUGUCUCGGGGUGGAGAGAACUUCAUUGGAAAGCUGAGAUCCAAUUUGAUGGGUACUCGGUUUUCGGUGUUUGAUAAUGGCGUGAAUCCUGACAGAGCAAAUUCGGAUUGGUCAAAUGUGCGCCAGGAGCUUGCAGCUGUUGUUUAUGAGACAAAUGUAUUAGGAUUCAAGGGGCCUCGAAAAAUGACAGUGAUUAUCCCUGGAAUGAAUUCAGACAAUGAGAGGGUGCCAAUCCGACCCCGAAAUGAUAAUGAUGGGCUGCUCAUCAGAUGGCAAAACAGGAUAAUGGACAACUUAAUCGAACUGCAUAACAAAGCCCCAGUGUGGAAUGACGAGACCCAGUCUUAUGUGCUCAACUUCCAUGGCAGAGUUACUCAUGCCUCUGUCAAGAACUUCCAAAUUGUCCACAGCAAUGACGUGGACUACAUCGUCUUGCAGUUUGGCCGUGUAGCUGAUGAUACUUUCACCCUGGAUUACAACUACCCACUGUGUGCUGUGCAAGCUUUUGCCAUCGCCCUAUCCAGCUUCGAUGGGAAGCUGGCUUGCGAGUAGCAUGUCAUGCCUAGGUUGUCCUGAGUCUGGGCCAGAGAGGCGGAAUCAAAACAAAGCCCCUUCUAUCUGGACUGUCUGCUGCAGACAAGAAUUUGUCUGAUGAUAUAAAGCAAAUGAGAUAGUGUGAACAGGAAGAACAGCUUAACUGGUAUUGCUAAAUGUUUCCAACAUGCAACUGGGAGGAGGAGAAGAAGAAGAAGAAGAAGAAGAAGAAGAAGAAGAAGAAGAAGAAGAAGAAGAAGAAGAAGAACUUGCAGAAUCAAUAAGCACGAACACAUAGUCAGAGAGUAGGUUUAGUUGGCAACACCAUAUGCACACACAUGUCCUUGGCAUUUGCCUUGUAAAAGAAACAGUGCUAAAGCCCCAGCAAAACAGCUGCUUUACGCUGCAGUAUUCUGGAAGGUCCAUAACUCUAGGACGCUAAAAAACAAAACAGAGAAAAAAUAAUCUCUGUUAAGUUACUUACUGCCAAGGGAUUUGGAACCAGCUAAUGGUCUCAGGCUAUCAAACAGUCACUUCCUGCAUAUAUAUACUUAACAGUUAAGACUAGCCAUUGUUUGGUUCUUUGAAUCCCAGAAGAAUUUGACUUCUUUAGAUUAUUGGUGGGGUGGGUGGUUCUCUUUGAUAAUUUAUAAUUUACAUGUGGAAUUUUUACAUGGAUGCUGGGGUUUCUUUUCUCUCUACUGAUAACUAUCAAUAAAACAGUAAGUGGUGGGACAAGCUCCAAUUUCUUGACAUUUUAAAAAUCAUGGUCUGCCUAGCUACUAA
Molecule: messenger RNA, 3051 nt
Organism: Lacerta agilis (Sand lizard)
Lineage: Eukaryota; Metazoa; Chordata; Lepidosauria; Squamata; Lacertidae
Gene: TULP1
Product: TUB like protein 1
Exons: 14
Coding region: 607-2283 (558 amino acids)
Biological process (GO): protein localization to cilium
Cellular component (GO): cilium
Molecular function (GO): actin filament binding
Source: RefSeq, a predicted model, not a curated record